Saccharomycodes ludwigii is the source of this 309-nucleotide messenger RNA. RefSeq names its product Bls1p (gene BLS1). The record is from RefSeq and is a predicted model, not a curated record. NCBI's taxonomy places the organism in Eukaryota, Fungi, Ascomycota, Saccharomycetes, Saccharomycodales, Saccharomycodaceae. The transcript has a single exon. Bases 1 to 309 code for a protein of 102 amino acids.
AUGGACGAUAUUGACAAACUAAUUAAUGCGCACGUACCAACAAAAAUAGCCAAGUUGCAAUGGGAUAUCGAAAGGACUAGUGAUUAUAUCACAAAUAAACAAUUAAAUGAUGUGGUAGCACUACAUGAUAAGGAUUUGACUUCUAAUUUGCUUAAAUUAGAUAAAUUUAUCAAUAAGUAUGAUGGAAUAUUCCUUAAACACAAGAAUUUUUUACAAAAAAAUGCAGAAUUACUAGACAAAGAUAUUAGAAUAUUAGAAAUGACUAUGGAUUUGGUACAAAGUGCUAAUGAUACUGCCUAUAGUAACUAG